GCUUUCCAUUGUAUACAGUUUUUGUAUAGUCGCUUGAAUUUGUAUCCCAGAUAAAGUUUGGAAUUUGAGUAGUGCGGUACGUUUGGGUAACUGUGAAUUGUUUGAUCUUGAAGAAAGAAUUUGUGUGGUGUUAAGUGUUAUUAAUAAAAUUUCUUUAAAAAAAUGGCAUCGGAAGUAAGUCAGGAAGUCCCAUCCACCGAAAAUAAGGUUGUUGAAGAAUCUGAAACAGUUGCAUCAGCAGUGACCACAGAGGGAGGAGCAAGCGACAAACCUACAGAGAAUGUUGAAGCCGCCACCGAUAACGCCCAAGAAAAAUCCGUUGAAGAUACAAAGAAGGAUAGUGAGAAUGCAACAUUAACAAAUAAUAAAUCUGAACCAGCACCAAAAUUUUGUGUGCAUAAAACGAAUUUUGAAAAGGAUGUAAUUUAUUUAUACCAAUUUUCACGGACUCCAUUAUUACCCUCAUUAUCACCAUAUUGUUUAAAAGUAGAAACUUGGCUUCGUUUAGCCGGGCUCAAAUAUGAGAAUGUUGAUCAUAAGAUGCGUUUCCGUUCAAAGAAAGGACAACUUCCCUUUAUUGAGCUUAAUGGUGAGGAAAUUGCUGACUCAGCAAUUAUUAUUAAGGAGCUGUCAGCCAGAUAUGAAAAGAAUUUAGAUGCUGGAUUAACUUCCGAACAACGAAAUGUCUCAUACGCAAUGAUUGCUAUGUUAGAGAAUCAUCUAAUUUGGAUUAUAUUUUACUGGCGUGCUAAAUAUCCCGAUAAUGUUUUGAAGGGAUAUAAAGUAAACUUGCAACACGCACUCGGAUUGCGUUUACCAAAUUCUAUUUUAAAUUUCUUCUUUAAAAUAACUUUUGGUAGAAAGUGGUUCCAGGGUACAAAGAAGUUGAAGGCCCAUGGAAUUGGUGUGCACAGUGCUGAAGAAAUUGAAGAGUUCGGUAAAAAUGAUUUAAAAGUACUAAGUGAGAUGUUGGAUUGUAAACCAUUCUUCUUUGGAGACGAACCAACCACUUUGGAUGUCGUGGCAUUUGCAGUAUUAUCUCAACUUCAUUAUUUGUCCAAGGACAUUACUUAUCCACUUCGUGAUUUUAUGACUGAAAAGUGUCCAAAUUUGGUUGGACAUGUUUCGCGAAUGAAGGAGAAAUGCUUCCCUGAUUGGGAUGAAAUUUGCACAAAAUUAGAUCUAAAUGCUCAUAUUCCAAAGCCAGAGCCAGAGAACAAGGAGGGCAAGGAGGGUGAAUUAGAAAAGUCAAAUGAACAAGACACUGAAGCUGAUAAAAUCGAAAAGGAAUUGGAAAAGGAUAAGUCAAAUGAGAAAGAAAUAGCAGAAGAAAAUAAAGAGAAAGAGGAAGCAAAAUAAGUAUAAUAUAAACCUAGGACAACUGUAAAGGACAUGCAUUUAUUAACUCAAAGUAUAAUACAAUAAAUUUGGAAACCUUUUUAUAAAUUACAUUAGCAUAAAAAUAUUAAAAAUUA
This is a messenger RNA of Teleopsis dalmanni, 1475 nucleotides long. RefSeq names its product failed axon connections-like. The coding region runs from base 163 to 1359 and encodes 398 amino acids. The transcript has 5 exons. Gene Ontology annotation, cellular component: cytoplasm. The record is from RefSeq and is a predicted model, not a curated record. NCBI's taxonomy places the organism in Eukaryota, Metazoa, Arthropoda, Insecta, Diptera, Diopsidae.